GUGUAUUUGUAAAACAAAAUGGGAGGUUUAGACAUAGAGUACUGCAUGUCAAUAAUGACUAUGGUGUUUAUACAAAUUAUAUAUGCAGGUAUGAGUCUUGGAAGUAGAGUUGUUUUUUUGCAGGGUAUGAGUCCAAGAGUAUUUGUAGUCUACCGUCAUGCUUUUGCAACUAUUCUUCUUGCUCCCAUUGCUUAUUUUUCAGGGAGAAGCUCUGGCUCAUAUACCUUAAAUUUAAGGAGUUUUUCCUUGAUAUUUUUUAACUCAAUAAUUGGCGUUACGUUGAGUCAGAAUUUAUAUUUUGAGGGCCUAUACCUAACAUCAGCUUCAAUUGCAAGUGCCAUGUCCAAUCUUAUUCCAGCAGUCACAUUUUUAAUAACAGCUUUUAUAGGAAUGGAGAGAGUGAAUAUUAAAAGUUUGAGAAGUAUAGCCAAAAUAAUUGGGACAAUAAUAUGUGUAAGUGGAGCAGUGUGUAUAGCAUUGUUGAAGGGUCCAAAGCUACUCAAUUCAGAAAAUCUUCAUUCAAAAUCAAUCAUAGGCACAACUUCCGGAAGUGAUGAGAAUUGGCUGCUUGGAUGUAUGUUUCUCAUUGGAAAUAGUGUAUUUUGGUCAAUUUGGAUCAUUUUGCAGGUUCCAGUAUAUGCAAGUCAUCCUAAUUACAUAUCAGUUUCAGCUUGGACAUGUUUCUUGUCAACAAUACAUUCAUCAUUAGUGACAUUAUUCUUGGAGCCAGACCUAAAUGCAUGGAAGAUCAAUUCUAUAUUUCAAUUUAGUUGCACUUUAUAUUCAGGAAUUAUGGGAUCUGGUUUAGUAUUAUGUCUCCAAGCAUGGUGCAUUAAAAACAGAGGACCUCUCUUCUCUGCAAUGUUUAAUCCCCUCUUCACAUUGAUUGUUACUAUUUUUGCUGCCCUGUUACUUCAUGAGGAAAUAUACAUUGGAAACUUGAUAGGUGCAAUUGGAGUCAUCAUUGGCUUGUAUGUGGUGCUUUGGGGUAAAGCUCAAGAUGUAGUUAGUGGAAAAUAUAAGAUAGAUCCAAAAUCAAUGGUUAAUGAGACAGAGGAAGUGAGAUUGUCUAUAAAUCAAUCUCGUGAAAAAUCACAUUGUAAAAAUGAUUUACAAGAACAUCUUUUAGAUUCACAUGGGAUUUCUCCAUUCACACCAAUACUAACAAUGUGUAUUGAUUCCGAAUCACCAAAGAUGGGAAGUAUAGACAUAGAGUACUACCUACCAAUAAUGGUUAUGGUGUUGAUAGAGUUUACAUAUGCAGGUGUGAAUCUUGGCACAAGAAUUGCUCUUUUGCAGGGUAUGAGUCCAAGAGUAUUUGUAGUCUACCGUCAUGCUUUUGCAACUAUUCUUCUUGCUCCCAUUGCUUAUUUUUCAGGGAGAUCAAACUCUGCCUCGUGCUCCUUAAAUUUAAAGAGUUCUUGCUUGAUAUUCUUCACCUCACUAAUUGGCAUUACAUUGAAUCAAAAUUUAUAUUUGGAGGGUCUAUAUCUAGCUUCAUCUUCAAUUGCAAGUGCCAUGUCCAAUGUUGUUCCAGCACUCACAUUUGUAAUAGCAGCUUUUGCAGGAAUGGAGAGAUUGAAUGUUAAGAGUUUGAGAAGUAUAGCCAAAAUAGUUGGUUCAAUGAUAUGUGUAAGUGGAGCAGUGUGUAUAGCAUUUUUGAAGGGUCCAAAGCUACUCAAUUUACAAAAUCUUCCUUCAAAAUCAAUCAUAAUAGGCACAACAACCUCUGGAAGUGAUGAUAAUUGGUUGCUUGGAUGUUUGUGUCUUAUUGGAAAUUGUGUUGCCUGGUCAAUGUGGCUCAUUUUGCAGGUUCCAGCUUAUGCAAGCCAUCCUAAUUAUUUAUCAUUUACAGCUUGGAUGUGUUUCAUAUCAACAUUACAAUCAUCAGUACUGACAUUUCUCUUGGAGCCAGACCUAAAUGCAUGGAAGAUUAAUUCUCUUUUUCAAUUUGGUUGCAUUUUAUAUUCGGGAAUAAUAGGAUCUGCAUUAGCAUUCUCUCUGCAAGCUUGGUGCAUUUCAAAGAGAGGGCCUCUCUUCUGUGCUAUGUUUAAUCCUCUUUUCACAUUCAUUGUCACUCUAUUGGCUGCUUUGUUGCUUCAUGAGGAAAUAUACAUUGGAAGCUUGAUAGGUGCAAUUGGAGUGAUCAUUGGCUUGUAUGUACUGCUUUGGGGUAAAGCUGAAGAUGAAGUUGGUUUGAAAGAUAAGAUAGAUCCAAAAUCAAUGGUUAAUGAGACAGAGGAAGUGAGAUUGUCUAUAAAUGAAUCUCGUGAAAAAACACAUUAUAAAAAUGAUUUAGAAAAACAUCUUUUAGCUUGAUUAAUCUAAAUUACAUUAUUAAUAUUGAAUGAAAGGAAUUUAUGUUAGAAUUAAUUAAUGUUA
Messenger RNA from Cicer arietinum (chickpea), 2382 nucleotides. RefSeq names its product WAT1-related protein At4g30420-like. The record is from RefSeq and is a predicted model, not a curated record. NCBI's taxonomy places the organism in Eukaryota, Viridiplantae, Streptophyta, Magnoliopsida, Fabales, Fabaceae. Gene Ontology annotation, molecular function: transmembrane transporter activity. Gene Ontology annotation, cellular component: membrane.